AUCCUAGGGUCUCCCUCCCAGGAGGAUCUGAACUGCAUCAUCAACAUCAAGGCCAGGAACUACCUGCUGUCUCUCCCGCAGCGCUGCAAGGUCCCCUGGAACCGCCUCUUCCCCAACGCCGACCCCAAAGCUCUGGACCUGCUGGACAAGAUGUUGACCUUUAACCCCAACACGAGGAUCGCGGUGGAGGCGGCUCUGGCUCACCCUUACCUGGAGCAGUACUACGACCCUACAGAUGAGGUAAUGAACCCUGACCCUAACCCUGAUUAACUCUUACCUGGAGCAGUCUAUGACCCUACAGAUGGGGUAUUUGUCAGAAAUCAGUAGUCGAUCAAAAAUGUAAUUGGAUUAGAUUUUAGGAAUGUCCCAAAUGUCCUUGACCAAUGAUGAUAUGUAACUAACUAGUCUCUCCUGUUGUAUUAAUUCAGUAAUCUCCAUCUCCUGCUCUAACCCCUAACCCUGUAGCAGAGACUCUAACCCUGUAGCAGAGAGACUCUAACCCUGUAGCAGAGACUCUAACCCUGUAGCAGAGACUCUAACCCUGUAGCAGAGACUCUAACCCUGUAGCAGAGACUCUAACCCUGUAGCAGAGACUCUAACCCUGUAGCAGAGACUCUAACCCUGUAGCAGAGAGACUCUAACCCUGUAGCAGAGACUCUAACCCUGUAGCAGAGACUCUAACCCUGUAGCAGAGACUCUAACCCUGUAGCAGAGAGACUCUAACCCUGUAGCAAGAGACUCUAACCCUGUAGCAGAGAGACUCUAACCCUGUAGCAGAGACUCUAACCCUGUAGCAGAGAGACUCUAACCCUGUAGCAGAGACUCUAACCCUGUAGCAGAGAGACUCUAACCCUGUAGCAGCGAGACUCUAACCCUGUAGCAGAGACUCUAACCCUGUAGCAGAGAGACUCUAACCCUGUAGCAGAGACUCUAACCUCCUGUCUCUCUCUUAGCCUGUAGCAGAGAGACUCUAACCUCCUGUCUCUCUCUUAGCCUGUAGCAGAGACUCUAACCUCCUGUCUCUCUCUCUUAGCCUGUAGCAGAGACUCUAACCUCCUGUCUCUCUCUCUUAGCCUGUAGCAGAGACUCUAACCUCCUGUCUCUCUCCUAGCCUGUAGCAGAGACUCUAACCUCCUGUCUCUCUCUCUCUCUCUUAGCCUGUAGCAGAGACUCUAACCUCCUGUCUCUCUCUCUUAGCCUGUAGCAGAGACUCUAACCUCCUGUCUCUCUCUUAGCCUGUAGCAGAGACUCUAACCUCCUGUCUCUCUCUGUUAGCCUGUAGCAGAGACUCUAACCUCCUGUCUCUCUCUCUCUCUUAGCCUGUAGCAGAGACUCUAACCUCCUGUCUCUCUCUCUCUCUCUUAGCCUGUAGCAGAGACUCUAACCUCCUGUCUCUCUCUCUCUCUCUUAGCCUGUAGCAGAGACUCUAACCUCCUGUCUCUCUCUUAGCCUGUAGCAGAGACUCUAACCUCCUGUCUCUCUCUUAGCCUGUAGCAGAGACUCUAACCUCCUGUCUCUCUCUCUGUUAGCCUGUAGCAGAGACUCUAACCUCCUGUCUCUCUCUCUCUCUUAGCCUGUAGCAGAGACUCUAACCUCCUGUCUCUCUCUCUCUGUUAGCCUGUAGCAGAGACUCUAACCUCCUGUCUCUCUCUCUCUGUUAGCCUGUAGCAGAGACUCUAACAUCCUGUCUCUCUCUCUGUUAGCCUGUAGCAGAGACUCUAACAUCCUGUCUCUCUCUCUCUCUUAGCCUGUAGCAGAUACUCUAACCUCCUGUCUCUCUCUCUCUCUCUUAGCCUGUAGCAGAGACUCUAACCUCCUGUCUCUCUCUCUGUUAGCCUGUAGCAGAGACUCUAACCUCCUGUCUCUCUCUCUCUUAGCCUGUAGCAGAGACUAACCUCCUCUCUCUCUCUGUUAGCCUGUAGCAGAGACUCUAACCUCCUGUCUCUCUCUUAGCCUGUAGCAGAGACUCUAACCUCCUGUCUCUCUCUGUUAGCCUGUAGCAGAGACUCUAACCUCCUGUCUCUCUCUCUCUUAGCCUGUAGCAGAGACUCUAACCUCCUGUCUCUCUCUCUCUUAGCCUGUAGCAGAGACUAACCUCCUCUCUCUCUCUGUUAGCCUGUAGCAGAGACUCUAACCUCCUGUCUCUCUCUUAGCCUGUAGCAGAGACUCUAACCUCCUGUCUCUCUCUGUUAGCCUGUAGCAGAGACUCUAACCUCCUGUCUCUCUCUCUCUUAGCCUGUAGCAGAGGCUCCCUUCAAGUUUGACAUGGAGCUGGAUGAUCUACCCAAAGAGACCCUGAAGGAGCUGAUCUUUGAAGAGACGGCACGCUUCAAAACAGUCUGCAGGUCCUAACCGAUACACACAGGUACAAACAGCAUAUUCAAAUCCCAACUCACUCUACAGUAAAAACAACAGAACAAAUAUUAGACUGGUAGGGGAUCAUGAAAUCAUUAUUUACAGCGCUUUUAAAAUCCCAACCCACUCUACAGUUAAAGCAACAAGAGGCAUGUCUGCCUGGGCGUUCUGGAAGCCAGCUUUGACUGUACUCUGGAUCAGACAUGACGCAAGAAUGUAGACUUUAUUCACAAUUCUCUUAGCACCUGUCUAAUAAUCUCAGAUCUCCACAAAUGCGGAGGGUCCAGGGGUCCAUUUGGGAGGGUCCAGGGGUCCAUUUGGGAGGGUCUAGGGGUCCAUUUGGGAGGGUCUAGGGGUCCAUUUGGGAGGGUCUAGGGGUCCAUUUGGGAGGGUCUAGGGGUCCAUUUGGGAGGGUCUAGGGGUCCAUUUGGGAGGGUCCAGGGGUCCAUUUGGGAGGGUCCAGGGGUCCAUAUGGGAGGGUCCAGGGGUCCAUAUGGGAGGGUCCAGGGGUCCAUUUGGGAGGGUCUAGGGGUCCAUUUGGGAGGGUCCAGGGGUCCAUUUGGGAGGGUCCAGGGGUCCAUUUGGGAGGGUCCAGGGGUCCAUUUGGGAGGGUCUAGGGGUCCAUUUGGGAGGGUCCAGGGGUCCAUUUGGGAGGGUCUAGGGGUCCAUUUGGGAGGGUCCAGGGGUCCAUUUGGGAGGGUCCAGGGGUCCAUUUGGGAUUGAUGUAGAGUCAGGAGCUCAUCAGUAACUAAAGCGAUAAUAGUUUUUCUAACUAAUGACAGACAGCAAGAUAACCUGUUUAACGCCACCCCUCCAUAGUUGGCAUGGCUGUCGUUUGUGAGCAGAUCCUCCAGUGUAUACCGCUGGGUGCAAACUGAUGAAAUAGUGUACAUUCUACCCACACGGGCGAGAAUCGGUCGUCCCAAACAUGCGCACCCAAUCGGUCGUCCCAAACACGCGCACCCAAUCGGUCGUCCCAAACACGCGCACCCAAUCGGUCGUCCCAAACACGCGCACCCAAUCGGUCGUCCCAAACACGCGCACCCAAUCGGUCGUCCCAAACAUGCGCACCCAAUCUUCUUCCCCCAGACAAGUGCAGUACAUCACCUGUAAUGAGAGAAGGGGAGAACACAGACGCCCUGAAUCCCUAAUCAACACCUAGGCCUAGACCCGAUCUCCCCGAUCUGAUCUGAGAGGAUAGGAAAGCUAUAUGAUGGAAGAAAAGCGAGGUGUACGUGAACUACUGCCGGGGUUUUGUAGUGAUGGAGUAGAGUGCCUCUGCACCAGAGUAUCACCCCUCAGGAGACUGAAAAGAUAUGUCAUGGGUCCCCAGAUCCUCAAAAAGUUAUACAGCUGCCCUGUCGAGAGCAUCCUGACCGGUUGCAUCACCGCCUGGUAUGGCAGCUGCUCGGCAUCCGACCGUAAGGCGCAACAGAGGGUAGUGCGUACAGCCCAGUACAUCACUGGGGCCAAGCUUCCUGCCAUCCAGGACCUCUAUACCAGGCGGCGCUUCCAUCCAUGACCUACAGUGCCUUGCAAAAGUAUCCAUCCCCCUUGGCCUUUUUCCUAUUUUGUUGCAUUACAACCUGUAAUUGAAAUACAUGAAAUCUAAAUAAAAAUCUAAUGGACAUACACAAAAUAGUCCAAAUUGGUGAAGUGAAAUGAAAAACAAACACUUGUUUCAAAAAAUUCUAAAAAAUAAAUAACGGAAAGGUGGUGAGUGCAUAUGUAUUCACCCCCUUUGCUAUGAAGCCCCUAAAUAAGAUCUGGUGCAACCAAUUACCUUCAGAAUCACAUAAUUAGUUAAAUAAAAUCCACCUGUGUGCAAUCUAAGUGUCACAUGAUCUGUCACAUGAUCUCAGUAUAUAUAUGAAAGGCCUCAGAGUCUGCGACACCACUAAGCAAGGGGCACCACCAAGCAAGCGGCACCAUGAAGACCAAGGAGCUCUCCAAACAGGUCAGGGACAAAGUUGUGGAGAAGUACAGAUCAGGGUGGGUUAUAAAAAAAAUAUUAGAAACUUUGAACAUCCCACUGAGCACCAUUAAAUCAUCAUAAAAAAAUGGAAAGAAUAUGGCACCACAACAAACCUGCCAAGAGAGGGCCGCCCACCAAAACUCACGGACCAGGCAAGGAGGGCAUUAAUCAGAGGCAACAAAGAGACCAAAGAUAACCCCCGUGUAGCUCAGUUGGUAGAGCAUGGCGCUUGUAACGCCAGGGUUGUGGGUUCGUUUCCCACGGGGGGCCAGUAUGAAAAAAUGUAUGCACCCACUAACUGUAAGUCGCUCUGGAUAAGAGCGUCUGCUAAAAUGUAAAAAUGUAAAUAACGCUGAAGGAGCUGUAAAGCUCCACAGUGGAGAUUGGAGUAUCUGUCCAUAGGACCACUUUAAGUCGUACACUCUACAGAGCUGGGCUUUACGGAAGAGUGGCCAGAAAAAAGCCAUUGCUUAAAGAAAGAAAUAAGCAAACACGUGUGGGAGACUCCCCAAACAUAUGGAAGAAGGUACUCUGGUCAGAUGAGACUAAAAUUGAGCUUUUUGGCCAUCAAGGAAAAUGCUAUGUCUGGCGCAAACCCAACACCUCUCAUCACCCCGAGAACACCAUCCCUACAGUGAAGCAUGGUGGUGGCAGCAUCAUGCUGUGGGGAUGUUUUCCAUCGGCAGGGACUGGGAAACUGGUCAGAAUUGAAGGAAUGAUGGAUGGAGCUAAAUACAGGGAAAUUAUUGAGGGAAACCUGUUUCAGUCUUCCAGAGAUUUGAGGCUGGGAUGGAGGUUCACCUUCCAGCAGGACAAUGACCCUAAGCAUACUGCUAAAGCAAUACUUGAGUGGUUUAGGGGAAACAUUUAAAUAUCUUGGAAUGGCCUAGUCAAAGCCCAGACCUCAAUCCAAUUGAGAAUCUGUGGUAUGACUUAAAGAUUGCUGUACACCAGCGGAACCCAUCCAACCUUGAAGGAGCUGGAGCAGUUUUGCCUUGAAGAAUGGGCAGAAUCCCAGUGGCUAGAUGUGCCAAGCUUAUAGAGACAUACCCCAAGAGACUUGCAGCUGUAAUUGCUGCAAAAGGUGGCUCUACAAAGUAUUGACUUUGGGGUUAACGCUCAAGUUUUCUGUUUUUUUGUCUUAUUUCUUGUUUGUUUUACAAUAAAAAUAUUUUGCAUCUUCAAAGUGGUAGGCAUGUUGUGUAAAUCAAAUGAUACAAAUCCCCCAAAAAUCCAUUUUAAUUCCAGGUUGUAAGGCAACAAAAUAGGAAAAAUGCCAAGGGGGUGAAUACUUUCUCAAACCACUGUGUGUGUAUAUGUGUGUGUGCAUAUAUAUAUAUAUAUAGUUGAAGUCGGAAGUUUACAUACACUUAGGUUGGAGUCAUUAAAACCCGUUUUUCAACCACUACACAAAUUUCUUGUUAACAAACUAUAGUUUUAGCAAGUCGGUUAGGACAUUUACUUUGUGCAUGACACGUAAUUUUUCCAACAAUUGUUUACAGACAGAUCAUUUCACUUAAUUCACUAUAUCACAAUUCCAGUGGGUCAGAAGUUUUACUGUGCCUUUAAACAGCUUGGAAAAUUCCAGAAAAUGAUGUCAUGGCUUUAGAAGCUUCUGAUAGGCUAAUUGACAUAAUUUGAGUCAAUUGGAGGUGUAUCUGUGGAUGUAUUUCAAGGCCUACCUACAAACUCAGUGCCUCUUUGCGUGACAUCAUGGGAAAAUCAAAAGAAAUCAGCCAAGACCUUCACAAGUCUGGUUCAUCCUUGGGAGCAAUUUCCAAACGCCUGAAGGUACCACGUUCAUCUGUACAAACAAUAGUACGCAAGUAUAAACACCAUGGGACCACGCAGCCGUCAUACCGCUCAGGAAGGAGACGCGUUCUGUCUCCGAGAGAUGAACGUACUUUGGUGCGAAAAGCGCAAAUCAAUCCUAGAACAACAGCAAAGGACCUUGUGAAGAUGCUGGAGGAAACGGGUACAAAGGUAUCUAUAUCUGGGGCUGUUUUUCAUGGUUUCAUGGUUGUGGCAACAGUUUGGAGAAGGCCCUUUCCUGAAGAUGCUGGAGGAAACCGGUACAAAAGUAUCUACAGUGAGGGAAAAAAGUAUUUGAUCCCCUGCUGAUUCUGUACGUUUGCCCACUGACAAAGACAUGAUCAGUCUAUAAUUUUAAUGGUAGGAUUAUUUGAACAGUGAGAGACAGAAUAACAACAAAAAAAUCUAGAAAAACGCAUGUCAAAAAUGUUAUAAAUUGAUUUGCAUUUUAAUGAGAGAAAUAAGUAUUUGACCCCUCUGCAAAAUUUAACUUAGUACUUGGUGGCAAAACCCUUGUUGGCAAUCACAGAGGUCAGACGUUUAUUGUAGUUGGCCACCAGGUUUGCACACAUCUCAGGAGGGAUUUUGUUCCACUCCUCUUUGCAGAUCUUCUCCAAGUCAUUAAGGUUUCGAGGCUGACGUUUGGCAACUCGAACCUUCAGCUCCCUCCAUAGAUUUUCUAUGGGAUUAAGGUCUGGAGACUGGCUAGGCCACUCCAGGACCUUAAUGUGCUUCUUCUUGAGCCACUCCUUUGUUGCCUUGGCCGUGUGUUUUGGGUCAUUGUCAUGCUGGAAUACCCAUCCACGACCCAUUUUCAACAGUGUGUGAAAACCUUGUGAAGACUUACAGAAAACGUUUGACCUGUGUCAUUGCCAACAAAGGGUAUAUAACAAAGUAUUGAGAAACUUUUGUUAUUGACCAAAUACUUAUUUUCCACCAUAAUUUGCAAAUAAAUUCAUAAAAAAUCCUACAAUGUGAUUUUCUGGAUUUGUUUUUCUCAAUUUGUAUGUCAUAGUUGAUGUGUACCUAUGAUGAAAAUUACAGGCCUAUUUCAUCUUUUUAAGUGGGAGAACUUGCACAAUUGGUGGCUGACUAAAUACUUUUUUCCACCACUGUAUGUAUAUGCUGGGGAAAAAAUAUAUUGGGGAUUGGAAGUGAUGCAGACAAUUACAUUGAUGGAAGUUACAAUCUAUCUGCAAUAUUAAAGCUGAUCUAACACCUAAAAAAAAAGUGAACCUAUUGGUAGAAUAAAAUUAUUCCAUAACAUGCAUCCUGUUUGCAACACUAAAGUAAUACUGCAAAAAAUUAGCAAAGCAAUUCACUUUUUGUCCUGAAUACAAAGUGUUAUGUUUGGGGCAAAUCCAAUACAACACGUUACUGAGUACCCCUCUCCAUAUUUUCAAGCAUAGUGGUGGCUGCAUCAUGUUCUGGGUAUGCUUGUAAUCGUAAAGGACUGGGGAGUUUUUCAGGAUAAAAAAAAAAUUAACGGAGGUAAGCACAGGCAAAAUCCUAGAGGAAACCCUGGUUCAGUCUGCUUUCCAACAGACACUGGGAGAUGAAUUCACCUUUCAGCAGGACAAUAACCUAAAACACAAGGCCAAAUCUACACUGGAGUUGCUUACCAAGAAGACAGUGAAUGUUCCUGAGUGGCCGAGUUACAGUUUUGACUUAAAUCUACUUGAAAAUCUAUGGCAAGACUUGAAAAUGGUUGUCUAGCAAUGAUCAACAUACAAUUUGACAGAGAUUGAAGAUUUUUGAAAAGAAUAAUGGGCAAAAGUUUCACAAUCCAGGUGUGGAAAGCUCUUAGAGACUUACCCAGAAAGACUCACAACUGUAAUCGCUGCCAAAGGUGCUUCUACAAAGUAUUGACUCAGGGGUGUGAUUGGGAGUCCCACAGGGCGGCGCACAAUUGGCCCAGCGUCGUCCGGGUUUGGCCGGUGUAGGCCGUCAUUGUAAAUAAGAAUUUGUUCUUAACUGACUUGCCUAGUUAAAUAAAGGUUAAAUAUUUUUUUUAUAAUUUGUUUUCCCCUCACCCAUCUACACACAAUACCCCAUAAUGACAAUCUAUUUAAUCAAUUUAGAAUUCAGGCAAAAUGUGGAAUAAGUCAAGGGGUGUGAAUACUUUCCGAAGGUACUGUGCUGGUUAUGAUGGAGCCAUCUGCUAAUCAAACAUGAGAUAAUCAAUGGCAGAAUGUUAAUAUGUCUGUCUUACCUCCUGAUGUGAUUUUUAGAAGCUUGGCUCGCAUUUCUGGUGUUGCUGAAAACACCCCUAGGUCCACACCACAACAGCCUGGUGUUGAUAGAAGGACGGAGGGUAAAGAAACUAUCAUGUGAAGUCCUUUCCCUUUAGAAUAUACAUUUAGUUCCACAAUCUCCACACAUCUUUGAGUAGGUAGGUGGAACACGCAGAGCAAACUUGGUCCUUCUUACUGUGGUCUGUGCUUGUCAGACCUUUUUCUUGAAAAGGGGGAGCCAGUCUUGAGGAAACUACAGCCAUCCAUGUUCCCUGUGGAAUCUAUAAGGCAGAUCUCUUUUUUUUUCUAGGUGUGGUGUGGAUGCAGUGGGGAACAUAGGUCACAAGGGGAGUGUCACCAUAGAGAAAACAUCCCUGUAUUGUUCCCAUUAUGGCGUCUGUGAGAUCAUGGGUAGCGCCAUUGAGGCCGUCUCCAUUUUGAGGUAGUCCAUUUUCUUCUUCUACUACUUCUUUGAGUUGGCAAACAAACUGAAAGGGUGCAUACUGCCACCUGGUGGGUGCUGUUUGAACAGGUAUAAAGCUAAGAUUUACUGCCACCUGGAGGGUGCUGUUUGAACAUGUAUAAAGCUAAGAUUUACUGCCACCUGGAGGGUGCUGUUUGAACAAGUAUAAAGCUAAGAUUUACUGCCACCUGGAGGGUGCUGUUUGAACAAGUAUAAAGCUAAGAUUUACUGCCACCUGGAGGGUGCUGUUUGAACAAGUAUAAAGCUAAGAUUUACUGCCACUGGAGGGUGCUGUUUGAACAAGUAUAAAGCUAAGAUUUACUGCCACCUGGAGGGUGCUGUUUGAACACGUAUAAAGCUAAGAUUUACUGCACCUGGAGGGUGCUGUUUGAACAAGUAUAAAGCUAAGAUUUACUGCCACCUGGAGGGUGCUGUUUGAACAAGUAUAAAGCUAAGAUUUACUGCCACCUGGAGGGUGCUGUUUGAACAAGUAUAAAGCUAAGAUUUACUGCCACUUGGAGGGUGCUGUUUGAACUAGUAUAAAGCUAAGAUUUACUGCCACCUGGAGGGUGCUGUUUGAACAGGUAUAAAGCUAAGAUUUACAGCCACCUGGAGGGUGCUGUUUGAACAGGUAUAAAGCUAAGAUUUACUGCCACCUGCAGUUACGGAAUGUUUGCUCACCAGUAUAAUGAAUUGGCUGAUCCCUCCUGAUGACCUGGAUGGAAUCAUGUGAUCCUUCCUUAACCAAUAGGAAGUCUCACCCAGUAGACUACUUCUAAAUGGUGAAAGUCCUCAAUGGUGCUUCCCAUGCUAAUACAGGCUUUUGGCCACUAGAGGCCUCUAUCGUUCUCUGAGUGUCACAGACUAGAUGUUUCCACCUUUGCACAAUUCUAGAAGUAGUUUGAAAACAGCCUCUCUAAUGGUGGACCCAGCCUCUCUAAUGGUGGACCCAGCCUCUCUAAUGGUGGACCCAGCCUCUCUAAUGGUGGACCCAGCCUCUCUAAUGGUGGACCCAGCCUCUCUAAUGGUGGACCCAGCCGGCCUAAUGGUGGACCCAGCCGGCCUAAUGGUGGACCCAGCCACUCUAAUGGUGGACCCAGCCUCUCUAAUGGUGGACCCAGCCUCUCUAAUGGUGGACCCAGCCUCUCUAAUGGUGGACCCAGCCUCUCUAAUGGUGGACCCAGCCUCUCUAAUGGUGGACCCACUCUCUCUAAUGGUGGACCCAGCCUCUCUAAUGGUGGACCCAGCCGGCCUAAUGGUGGACCCAGCCGGCCUAAUGGUGGACCCAGCCGGCCUAAUGGUGGACCCAGCCUCUCUAAUGGUUGACCCAGCCGGCCUAAUGGUGGACCCAGCCUCUCUAAUGGUGGACCCAGCCUCUCUAAUGGUGGACCCAGCCGGCCUAAUGGUGGACCCAGCCUCUCUAAUGGUGGACCCAGCCUCUCUAAUGGUGGACCCAGCCGGCCUAAUGGUGGACCCAGCCUCUCUAAUGGUGGACCCAGCCUCUCUAAUGGUGGACCCACCUCUCUAAUGGUGGACCCAGCCGGCCUAAUGGUGGACCCACCUUCUCUAAUGGUGGACCCAGCCUCUCUAAUGGUGGACCCAGCCUCUCUAAUGGUGGACCCAGCCUCUCUAAUGGUGGACCCAGCCUCUCUUAUAUACUCCUGUCUAAACAAACAUUCCUUGUGCCAACUUGUGGUACGUUUUAAUCAAACAACUUUGGUCAAUCUUUCUCCAUAACAUUACAACUAAUAACACUAAUAACACUAAUCCUGACAAAGAUAUUCAUAGAAUACAAUCUAACACCAAUCAGAUCAUGUUGAAUGCUUAAUAUGAAGUUAAACUAGCUAGCUAACUAUUAUAUUCCAGAUAUUAGCUAAGAGAUUUUCAAAGUUGUCUCACCUCACAGUAAUGUUAGUGUUUGUAGCAUUUGCAGCAUCCAAGCUUGCUAAAAUAUCGAGUUUUGCAAGUAAUGAACAUUUGUUAAAAUUAUGUUUGUACUUUAUCCAACAAUAAUGCGCCAAAUUUAAAGCUGAAACAUCUCAUAAAAAGGUAAAUAACUCGGGUCUUUUCAUGGCAUCUUCGCCUGUCUUUAAAUGGCAUGCGCCUGGAUGAGGCGACCCGAACCGAUCCAGUCACCGCUCUCAUCCUGACGACCAAUGACGCUGAUGUAUUAGGCUGGCAUAUGCACCUAGCGGAAAAGGGGGAGUGGUUUUGGUAUAGAGGAAAUAAAGAUUAGCUCUGGACAGGAUGGAUCUCUUUCUCUGUUUAACAGAUCUCUUUCUCCUCUCGCCCUCUCCACAGAUCAGACUCUGGACUCCUCUCUUCUCUCCACCUCUCCGCCAUGUGCUGUGGUUCCUCCUGUCUUCAGCAUUUCCUGUAUCCUCCCUCCCUCCCUCCCUCCCUACC
Coregonus sp. 'balchen' is the source of this 11245-nucleotide messenger RNA. The record is from the annotation of a GenBank genome assembly. NCBI's taxonomy places the organism in Eukaryota, Metazoa, Chordata, Actinopteri, Salmoniformes, Salmonidae.